AUGACUCAUCAUUCACAUCCAGCAACAAGGCAGACCCCCGAGGGUGGAUCGGCGACUCAUCAUCUAUCGUUCCCGGAGAAGGUCUAUCAUGUGUUGAAGCUGUGCGAAGAGAAUGGCAGAACUGACGUAAUAUCUUGGGUGAACGACGGCACUGCCUUGAAGGUACAUAAUCUAAAAGAGUUCGAACAACACUUCCUUCCCAACUAUUUCAACACCAAGAAGUAUGCCAGCUUCACUCGAACGCUAUGUGCCUAUGGCUUUAGUGGUGUUCGCACGGGACGGCAACCGGGCAUUUACUCGCACCCGGCCUUUAAUCGCAAUGAUCCGGCAACCCCUUGUCUGAUGAGAAGGAUAAAGAAAAAGAGGAGUUCAGGGUCUUCAGCAAGUUCCAAUUCUUCCAAUGAGGCAUCAUCGAACAAUCGUCGUCUAUCUACUACUACCAACAGGACAAGACAUCAUGAUGAAAUUGUUGGCGAGCAAAGGUUCCAGUUUCCAUCCUAUUUUAAUGGUACACGGUGUGAAGAUCACAGUACUAGCAGUGGCAUAGUAGGCGUCGGUGGAUUUUGUCAUUCAGUUGCUUCUCAAGCCGCGGAUCGGUUAACACACAUGAUGUCCCUCGUUCCACCAGGAUCUGAUUUGGUUGGUACAUUUGAGAGUGAAGAUCACAACAGUACGAGAGUCGGGUCUUCCCGAAACCUCACUGGGUCGACUUCCAGCAUUGGGAACUCAACUUCUUCCUAUCACCACACUGCUGCAAUAAGCCCAAGUGAUGUAGAGGAUGAUGGACAAGGUGAAAGACAGACAACCAGCACUCCGACGUAUAAUGCCAUGCUUGGCGCUGCCCACGUAGCACCGACCACGACAGCACUAACACAAGCAGCAGCAAGGGAAACGACUGAGAACAGAAUGAAUCUCCAAAUACAUUGCUUUGGUGCAAACAAGGAAGGCAAUUUUGAACCAAUACCUCUAUCAGGUCAAGGCAAUGGGCAAACAAACUAUAGUCUACCUACUGACUAUUCACAGGCGGAACUACUGCCCGACUCUUGGGAGCCGCGAAGAAUUCAUGAAGUAUGA
Cylindrotheca closterium is the source of this 1074-nucleotide messenger RNA. The record is from the annotation of a GenBank genome assembly. Lineage: Eukaryota; Bacillariophyta; Bacillariophyceae; Bacillariales; Bacillariaceae.